This is a messenger RNA of Astrephomene gubernaculifera, 2774 nucleotides long. NCBI's taxonomy places the organism in Eukaryota, Viridiplantae, Chlorophyta, Chlorophyceae, Chlamydomonadales, Astrephomenaceae. The record is from the annotation of a GenBank genome assembly.
CUUGGCUGGCAGCAGCAGUAGCGGCAACAGCAGCCUGAGGUAUCUGCAUGUUUAUGGCAGCAGGUAUUUCUUUGAUUCUGCGAGCUUGAUGCUGGAUCCUAGCAGGACGCUCGCCUCCAUCAGCCGGCUAACUUCGCUGCAGGAGCUGCGGUUGACGGGAUUCAUCAUUGCAGACGAGUCAGAUGAGGCAGAUGAGUUAGAGGAGCAUGGCUUCGGUGGUCCAGCACUUGCGCCCGCUGGCCGCUCCUCGCUGCAGCUCUUGCUGCGCGGCCUGCCACCCUCACUGCGGCUCCUGCAGCUCCAUCACUGCAGCUGCUUGGCCGCCAGAAGAGUCUCCCUGGACCUUGGCCUGGACGCGGGCGUUGUCCGCGAAGUAGUCGUACUGGGGUGUAGAGACCUCGAUUACCUAGCAGCCGUACUUGGGCGCGGGGGGCUGAUGUCACUCCUGCUGGAAGGGGACACACAGCAGCAAGAGCCGUCUCAGCAGCAGGAGCAGCAAAGGCGGUUGGGGCGGUUCCGUAUCAACAGCUUGGAAGAGGUGCACGAUAAGCACCCACUGUCUGAUGAUGCGAUGAGGCCCCUGCAGGCGCUGCGACGCAGUGUUGUAGAACUGGAGGUCGGAUUUCUCAGCACAGACGUCUAUGUGUCAGCCGAACGUGUCCUGCAGGUUUUGGAGCUACAAGCCGCGCCGCAGUGGUUGGACAUCAACAUCCCCUUAUACGCCGAAAAAGAGGACCUGGAUGACAGCCCGGAUGUCUUUGCGCUGUCCGUUCGGAAUGUACGGCGGGCGAAGGACAACAGCGCACAGCAGCCGCCGCCACAAGUGCCUUUGGGGGAGAGGGGCGAGGAGCCGCUGCAUAGGCCGGCGGCAAGUGGGGCAGAGGUUAGCAAGGCUGCUCCUGCCCCCUCCACACUUGCGCCAUCACAACCAGCAUCAUCGCCGCCGCCACUGCCUUCCAUGCGCGAGCUGCUUCAGCGCAUGCUCGUACGAAUGAUAGCAGCGGGGGGCACGCAGCUCUCGAGCCCUGCUGUAGCCAUUGGAGGAGGGGCAGCAGCGGCUACCGGUUGUGCCCUCCCUGCCGUAACGAGCGCUAUUUCGCCAGUGCUGCUGAUGAAGGGCCCGUUAAUGGCGGUUCUGGCCCAAGACAAUGACCUGCUGCAGCAGUGGUUGAAGACGGUGCAAAAGCGGGCAUCGGCCCUUAUUAACGGUGGUCGUGGCGGCAGCGGAGGAGAAGGACGACGCUGCUUUGUACGGUAUCUGGUCAUGCCGUUCACCGAUGCCGUACUUUUGGAGUGUGUCGAGGGUACGGCGGCAGCGGUGCUACAGGCGGCGACCGCAAUCGUGCAAAGUGCAGAAGGACCGGCAGCCUCCAUUGCUGCUGCAGCCGCUUCGCUGCAGGUGCUGCCCGUGGUCGUGUGGGACGCUGCACCGGUCGAUUGGGAGUGGGACGCAUGCCUCAAGUACUUCUUCAUGACUACCAUGGAACAGGUGGUGCAGGAGGCGUGGGACGCCGCAGCGGAGGCUGGUGGCCCCGAUGUGUUUCGGCGGCAGCUGGAGUGGCUGCUGGAGCUGCGGGAUGAGGUGGUGCAGGUUAUACCAGCGUCCAGUCCGCUAGCCUAGCUGCUUGGGGGCGGGUGCCUGCCUGGCGGCUUGUAGCGUACAUGGUUGCUCGGGAUAGCCCAAUAAGCGGCUUUGUCAAUGCCUUGCUGCAUGGCUGCAUUAGUUCAUUGCUUGGCGAUGUAUUGGCUGGGCCAGCCUGCUUCAUGCAUGAUUGGCUGCGGAGGGAACGGCCAUGUAGGGGGAUCUGGGCCCAAGGGGGUAUCGCUCGCAGAGAUCAAAUGACCAGAUCGUGUGGGAGUCGUGCUAAGGAGCUCUUGUUGCAGUGACUGGGGAUUGGGGUAGCAGGUUGAAGGUAAUUAACGGAGUUUGGCGAGGCGCAGGGCUUUGGUAGAUGUUAAUGUCUGUUCAAUAUGUGGUUGGGGUCGGUACUAGAUGCAUGCCCUGGCCUCCAGUGCAGAGAUGUGGAGGCGUUGCAGCUAGGACUGUGCUGGCAUGCUUGGCCCUCACACGGAUGAAGAGGAGGCAGGCCAACACGAGGAGAGCGGCAUAUGCUUGGUGAUCGGAAGCAAAGCAAGUAGGGGAGUGCGUUGCGGCGGAUGCGUUCUCAACUUCUCAUGGAUGUGAUCGAUGCAGCUCUGCAUCUAGGACAGAAUGAGUCAGGCAGUUCGAGUCGGCCUCAGCAGACAGGCGAUCCAGCAGUCAAGAGGCCACAGACGGGAGGAAGGGCGCCUGCGUAGCUCCUACCUCACUGCCCUUGGACGAGGCCACCCAGCGCCACCGCCGGGUUGGAGAAGGCGAACGGGGCAGGCGGUGGGGCAUUCAGAUGUUUAGAUUAGGUGUUUAAGAAGAGAGAGGAGUGGCAGGGCGAUUAAUAAAGAGCCUGAAAGAUGUUGGUUGGAUUACAGCAGCUAGCUGACAGUUGGUAUGCGAGUGGUAUACGGUUCGUACUUCACAUCCUGGAGUUGCUUCGGACUUCCUUUCGUGUGUACAACCCGCAGUUGCACGCCGACACUGCUGUUAAGACAUGUCCGCACGGACCUCCUGCUGGAUCCGUACGGGAGCGAGUGCCCUCCACUCCUCAACCCGCUCAAUCCGACCGCCUUGGGAUAAGCCCCCAUAUCGAGUAACCAGUAACAAUGCAUUCCGCCGUAAUCCUUCCCUGCAGAUUGCACUGGGAAAAUCCCUACCAAGCACAAGCAUAAUUUCAUACGGC